Molecule: messenger RNA, 5955 nt
Organism: Rhodotorula toruloides NP11
Lineage: Eukaryota; Fungi; Basidiomycota; Microbotryomycetes; Sporidiobolales; Sporidiobolaceae
Product: Mediator complex, subunit Med13
Exons: 6
Coding region: 1-5955 (1984 amino acids)
Biological process (GO): regulation of transcription by RNA polymerase II
Cellular component (GO): mediator complex
Molecular function (GO): transcription coregulator activity
Source: RefSeq, a predicted model, not a curated record
AUGUCCAGACCGCCACCGCUUCACCCGUCGCUGCCGCCGCGGCCAGCGACCACGCUUUCCUCCGCACCUUCGAGGACCGGAGGCUUAGCGGGGACGGGUGGGCAGGGCGCAGAGACAGGCGGAGGAUCUCACCCAAGCUCUCCAGCAACGCCCUUGACCCUUCCCGCUCGCCCGGCGUUCGUCGCAACUCCCACUCACCCCACCUCAUCCAAGUCGGGUCUCUCAGCCGGCUACUCUGCGGGUCCAGCGAGCGCGGGAGGGUUGUACGGCUCGCCUGGGACGGCGAGUAGUCUGGCAGGGCCUUCCGGGUCUCCCAAGGCUGGAACCUUUGCCUCGACGUCGUCUUUCGCCUCCUCGUCCGACCCCUCCGCCUCGAGUUCGAACCCUUUCGCCACCAUCCGACCUCGUGUUUCGGCUUCUCAGGCUCGAACGAACGCGCAACUAAUCGAACUCGGCGAGGGAUGGGUCGUCAAGUACCGCGCGUGGAAAGGGCCGGCGCUGUUUGUCGAGGGAGAGGGUUCGAAGGAGGGCAGGAUGGACUACGACCCGGUCCGCCCGCCGCUUGACACCAUCUCGCCCUUCCCCAUCUCGGCGUCGUCUUCGUCAAGCGGCAAGCGGCCUGCGAAGGACAAGGAGGCGGACGCGAGCGGACCUCCCGCACCGAAAAAGGCGAAGCGACGCUCGUCUGCCAUGAACACGACUUCGAAAGGCGUCAACGCGUUCGACGACCUGAUAGCCGAAGAACUCGGUACCUCGACCUCUUCUUCCAUACCCUCGCCGAGUCUCUCGGCAUCCGCGCCAUUCUUAGGCGCGACAACGCCGAGUCUUCCGGCUUCGCCCAUGCAGACUUCGACUUCGUCGUCCGGUACGACUCACCGCGUACCAGCGGCACUCAAGAAGGCGCAAGCUGCUGCUGCCGCCGCUGCAGCUGCUGCGUCUGCGCCUGCCGCACCGACUCCCCCGCCCGCAUCUACCGACGCCCCAGUCGUUGACCACCUCGCCUCCCCUCCUUCCGCACCGACCGACUCCUCAUCUUCCACUCAAGCACUGCGAAACCGCCUCGCGCCCCUCUCCUCUUCCGACUUCCUCGCCAACGACCCGAUCCUCCGUGCUGAGCGCGACUUGCGGCGACGGGAGAAGGCUCGAACGGAUGAGGGGAAGGACCGGAUGGGCUUGCUAUGGCUCACUGAGCGGAAAUCAGUCCGUCUCGGUCGUGCUGAGGAGGCGGAGGAUGGCGGGAAGGGCAAGGGGAAGGAGGCUGAGGAGGCGAAGGGGAUGCGGAAGGAGCAGGAGAAGGAGGACCUUGUUGAUGCGGCUGAAGGAGAAGGGCGGCUACUGUGGGUCUUCUGCGUCGUGCGCGGACCGGACUCGGUCGGCUUUGACGAUGGGAAGGAGGCAGCGGCAGAUCUCGAUGGCAUGUCUUUCGAGGGAUUGGAAGCUUUUGCAUCGGGGGAGCUGACGCACGCCAGCCUGUUUCCCGACCUGUACGCCUCGACAUCCUCUGCGACACCGUCCUUCACCCCGCCUCUCUCCCUCCCGGCCCGUUCGUACCCUUCAGCGCUCGCCCUCUCCGCUCAGAUUUACACCGUACCCUCCGCUGCCACGCCCUUGCCGUCGUUGACCGCGAAGCAAGCUGCGUACUCCGCCUUUCGAUCGACAAUCUCUUCCCUCCUCCUCGACGAGCUGGUACAGCUCGGCGCGCUCGAGACCCGACCACUUCGCAUCGGCGACUCAGUCGUCUACUUACCUCGACCACCUCCAACGGCGCCGAAGGAACCAGCCCUUUCGCUCGCCCGACCUGCCGCCAUAAAAGUCUCGAUCCCGCCUCCCUCUCUCAAUCAGUCCGCCAUCUUUGUGCUCUCCUCCGUCUCGGAGCUCUCCUUCACUGCAUCUACAUCCGACUUAUCGCCCGACACGCCUGUCGUCCUCGCACCUGCCGACAUCCCCGCCACGCUCGUCCGACCUCUCGCCCGCCUCUCAUUCGCUCAAGUCGCUCGCCUCUCGUCAGAUUGGCGCACUGAGCUCGACCGAGCUUACAUACCCGAGGACGAGCGGAACGACUACCUCCUCUGCGCGCUCGACUUGCCCGACUCGCCUAGCGCUGAAGACCGCAUCGAGAUCGUCUGGCCUCGAGCGCUCGUCAUCGUCGACGAAUCGCGUAGGUCGGCUUCGCAUGGCGGCCAAGCGCCACAGCAGGCUAGUCCUGCGGCGCCGCACGAAGCGCACGCGCCCAGCAAGUCUGGCGAAAUCCGGUUUGCGAAGGAGAAGGAGAACUGCCCAGUCCGAGCUUCUCCUCAGCUCGUUCGUCGAGCCGACUCGUCCUUGAAGCGGCGGAGUUUCGCCGAUCGUGCUCUCGCAGCGAAGUCAGCCGCGCCUUCGCGCCGGCCCAGCGCGACUGAGGGCGAGCAGACUGUUGUGGUGCGGACGGGAGCAGGAGACGGUCCGAAUGUCGUCAAGAGUCGGACCGGCAGCGUGUGGAGCUGGAUAGGCGACGAGGGCGCGAGGCGGGAAGAAGAGCGGGAGGAGGAGAGACAGCGCAAGGAGCGGGAGGAACAGGAACGCGCUGAACACAUCAAGCAGGAGAAGGGCAAAGGCGCUGCGCCGACUGCAGCUCCGACUGGUGCGGCCGCGCCGAUCAACAUGCGCACGCCAAUGAGCCUCGGAACUUCAUCGACUGAAGCGCCCAGUCCUGCUGAGCUGUACCAGCCUUCGAUAGGUCCUGCCGGUGCCUCGGACUCCGCAGUGCACGCAUCGACCGCCGAGGCACAGGCAGGCUCUGGACCUCACGCCAUGGAGAUCGACUUCGGCGGCGCGGACGUCUACCCGUCCCCAGCAGAACCUGGCCCGUCCGCCUCCACUUCCGUCCAACCUGCAUCUUCUGCACCCAUGUCAGCACUCGAUGCCGCCUUCUCGGAGUUUGACUGGGGCGAUGGGACGUUCGGCACGAGCGGGACGGGUCGAGGCGGGCGCGACGAGGGUCACGACCGCGGGUACGAUGACGGUGGAAUCCUGGGUCUCACCGACGACGAUUUCUCCUUCUUCGACGCUCCGACGCCUGCUCCCGGCGCUUCCGCCCUCGCAACGUCGAUCGGCCUGUCCAUGACCGCACCUGCGUCAACCGCUGUGGGCGACCAGUCGUUUUCCGCCUUGCCGAACGUCGCAGGAAUCGACUCCGGAUUCGACCUUUUCUCGGUUGCACCGACGCACUUCCCUGCAGCCGCGCCGACAUCCCUUCCCUUCACUUCAGACGGCGUCUUCGGCUCCGGGACGUUACCUCACUUCCUACAGCAGUCUCCCGCCACGAUCUUUCCCUUCGGAGCCCUGGACUCUCUGACGCCCAACGCCCUCGGCCUCGCUGCGCCUUCACCGCAUGCGCCGACGCCAUCAGCCGCAGUCUUCGAUCCCCUCGCGCAUCUGCCGCCGUCACUGCACGACGUGUCGAUCACAACGCCCGUCUCGACGACAUCUCCAGCCGUUAUCUCGUACUCUCCGCUCCUCGCUCAGGCCGCCGCAACAUUCGCACCGACGCAGCGCGGGCUCAGCUCGCUGGGCCAGCUCGGCAGCUUUCAACCUCUCGCCUUCGCAACAUCGUCGUCGGACGACAAGUACGAUCCGCGCAAGGGCAAGUUCGGCCUGCCAAGUCCAGACUCUGACAACGAGGGCCGGGCCGCUCGACUGGUCGAGGAUGAAGAAGGACAGCUUCGUCUCUGGUAUCAAGCGAUCUGUGAUCCUCGCUAUCUCAUGGCGCAGCGUUUGCGCCGCCCGAAAUCGACUGCCAAACCGUCGGAUCCAGCAGGUCGACCAUGGACCCGCCGCCUGCCCGCCAAUCCGUUCGUCUCGGUCGCGGGCGACGGAGCUACUCCUUCGUCCCUCGCGCUUGAGUCGGCGGACGUCGAUCUGCCGGACGUCGACUCCGAUUCGGAGGACGCGAUGGACGUAGACGGCGGCGACGGGGACACUGGCAGCACCGAAUCGGGCGUCGAAGACAGCGACUCGACUACGGAGGCUGAAGCGUUGAAGUCGUCGUGCCAUGCGGCUCUUCUCGUCGACCCUGGAGCAGUCCGACGCCAGAAGCGGCUCACUACGGAAACGAGGCGGAAUGCGCCGCUGGCAGCGGCUGAUUCAGCUCGGGAGCUCAUCUACGCGCUCGUCGCCGAGCAAGUGGUUAUCAACAGCGAGUUUCGCGAGCCCGUCAAACUCGCGUGCGCGAAGGAUGCUGGUUUGGUCUCGCUCGACUCUAUCGCCGCUGUCGCAAGGUUCAUGGGCACGAGUUGCGCAAGUCUCGGACCGUCACCGCUCUUCGACGAUCAAGCUGCACUCCCAGUUCUUUCGGACGCGCCCUCGAUCACCUUCCAGCUGCGCAUCCAGCGUUCUAUCGCGUCAACCACUUGGACGGCCGUCGACUUUUGGCGACCGAUGGGCUUCGAGCCGUUGACCGGAUCGAAGGAUGUGACCGCUUUCGUCGUGUUCGAGGACGGAGGGGCGGAGGUUCGAGCAUGUGUGGAAGAGUGGGCCAAGCUCAUGAGCGCAGCUUACCAGGGCUUACGGCUUGGCGAGCAUGUGCUGGGCAGCAAGUCAACCGAGCAGGCCAUGCCAGGCGGUUUCUUCGCUCUCUCGCCCGGCGCGCUGUCGGACUCGCACAGUCGCGAGGAGUUGAAGGUUCUCUACUCGGCGCUUCUCGAGACAGCCAAGACGUCUACGAACACUGUCGUCUACCUCGUCCUGCCGCACGGCGAGUCACCGCUGGCCCCGAAGUCGCCGCUUGCCGGCAUCCUCCACCAGAUCGGAAAAUCGCGCAGCACCGUCGUCAAUAUGGUCGCGUGUCCCGUUUCGCUCUCAAGCAUCACGCACUGUACGAGUUCUGCGCCAGACGAACCGGGACCAAAUCGCCUACUCCGUCUCGCCUUCAACGUGUACGACCAGUUACAAGUACCGAUCGAACGCCUUCGCCUCCCUGCGCCCGAAACCUUCCCCUCAGCCCGUCCUCCGCCUAUUGCGCCUCUCGGUCCCGCCGUGCGACUAUUUCAGGCGCCCGCCUUCUCGAUCGCACCGCCCAAACCGCUCAAGGUCGACUUCGUCCUCGCCUGGCCCUCGCCGUCUCUCGAGGUCGAACAGCGGCACCGCAUCCUGCACAUCGCGUACGCUUCGAGACCGAUGGCAAGCGGCGACGGCGAAUGGCUUGUGAUUACGAUCAUCGACGAGCGAGGCGAGAUAUGGCGAGUCUCGCCGCGCGUGCUCAAGCUGCCGAACGGGGCGGUCGCCGACGUUCACCGUGCACGGGUCGUGUGGACGCUGCUCAAAGGAAUGAUCGACUGCGCCGACGUCGAGUGGAGGAUCGUGAUCUGCAAGGUCGACGAGCCAAGCCCGGUCGAGGCGAAAGCUUGGGAUUCCAUCCUGCGAGAAGUAUCGACGGGGUCGCGGCGUCAGAUGCAUGUCAGCUUCGUCUGCGUCGAGCUGGCCCCAACCAUCGCCCUCGACCUGUCAAACCCGGUCGUCUCGCGGCCAGCGACGUCGUCAACCGUCAUUUCGGAAGAUGGCGAAGUCACCUUCACAGGUACGCGCGACAGCACGGCCGACAAGUCUCCAAUCUUCGACCAUAGCUCCUCGGCCCUCACGUUCACGCCGCGCGAGCCAGUCGCCCUCUCGGACGGCGCCCUUGUUGCGCCGGCAAGUACAUACGUUUUCAGCGUCCCUCGCUUCUCGACGGCCGACCAUACCUCAGCACCUGCGCCAUCCGGUCCUCCCUGUCCAGCCGUCUCCGCCUACGCCUUGCACUUCCUCCUUUCCCAUCGCACCCGCAAUUCGUCGUACAACGCGACGCUCAGAGACUUCCUCUCGGAUGUGACGCGCAGCUUCGUUGAGCUGGCAGCGCUGGGUCAGGCGAGGUUUGGGACGAGUGGGCGUAUGAGCUGGCAUGUCGACGCCGCGAGGCAGGCUCUCGCUAUCAUCGAAUGA